Knipowitschia caucasica is the source of this 627-nucleotide messenger RNA. NCBI's taxonomy places the organism in Eukaryota, Metazoa, Chordata, Actinopteri, Gobiiformes, Gobiidae. The record is from the annotation of a GenBank genome assembly.
AUGACCCCUCCUCAACCCCCAGGGACGCACCACACCAGCACCUGUAGCCCCUUCUCUGCCACUCUGCCUCUCUGCUCCUUUGCCUCUCUGCUCCUCUGCCUCCCUGCCUCCCUGCCUCACAGCCCCUCUGCCUCUUUUCUCCUUUGCAUCUCUGCCUCUCUGUCCUCUCUAUCCUCUACUAUUCAGCCUUUUCUGCCCCUCUGCCUCUCUGCCUCUCUCCUUUUCUGUCCCUCUGCCUCUCUGCCUCUCUGCUUCUCUCCCUCUCUCCUUUCCUGCCCCUCUGCCUCUCUACCUCUCUUCCUCCCUGCCUCACUGCCACCCUCUGCCUUGCUCCCUCUUCCCCUCUCUGCCCCUCUGCCCCCUCUGCCUCUCUGCGUCUUUCCCUCUCUCCUUUUCUGCCUCUCUGCCCCUCUGCCUCUCUGCUCCUUUGCCUCUCUGCCUCUCUGUUCCUCUGCCACUCUGCUCCUUUGUGUCUCUGCCCCCUCUGUCUCUCUCUCUCUCAGCCUCUCUGCCCCUCUGCCUCUCUCCUUCUCUGCCUCUCUCCCUCUCCUUUCCUGCCCCUCUGCCUCUCUACCUCUCUUCUUCCCUGCCUCACUGCCCCCUCUGCCCUUCUGCCCCUCUGUCUAG